Messenger RNA from Hypomesus transpacificus, 3121 nucleotides. It is a transcript of the gene g6pc3, whose product is annotated as glucose-6-phosphatase catalytic subunit 3. Gene Ontology annotation, biological process: gluconeogenesis; glucose 6-phosphate metabolic process. Gene Ontology annotation, cellular component: membrane. The record is from RefSeq and is a predicted model, not a curated record. Bases 142 to 1164 code for a protein of 340 amino acids. Gene Ontology annotation, molecular function: glucose-6-phosphatase activity. The transcript is spliced from 6 exons. NCBI's taxonomy places the organism in Eukaryota, Metazoa, Chordata, Actinopteri, Osmeriformes, Osmeridae.
UGGAGAUUUCAUAGCGCUAUUGGUGCAUCGUGGCACUGGCAACAUUACUAGUUACGAGCUGAAUUUUUCUGCGAGAACCCUAUCAACAUACUUUCUGCAAUCAAUCUUACUUAAAUAAAUUAAAUAUUUUAUUGAAACCCCAUGAUGGAUGCAAUAUACACCCAAGGCAUAUUGAUGGCUGAAACUCUUCAGCAAAAAACGAAGAGUCAAGAAAAACUUUGGCUGAUUGCCACUCACCUGGGGGACCCUAAAGCUGCCUUCCUUCUCAUCUUUCCAUUGGCAUAUUUUCUCAGCAAAAAGACUGGAGCGGCUAUUGUUUGGGUAGCAGCUAUAACUGAGUGGUUCAAUUUGAUAUUUAAAUGGAUGCUCUUUGGGGAGAGACCUUUUUGGUGGAUUGGAGAAUCACAUUUAUAUGAAAAUAACCCUCCCAAGGUCAAUCAGUUCGCCUCAACUUGUGAAACAGGUCCAGGCAGUCCAUCUGGCCAUGCUAUGGUUACCGCGGCAGUCUGGUGGGUGAUGGUUUCCUCCUUGGGUUCACGUCUGUACUCUCGUACACACAGUGUGCUGAUAGCCGCAGUACCCUACUUGUUUUAUCUGCUCCUGUUGGUUGCAGUUGGACUUUCUCGUAUCUUCAUUCUGGCUCACUUUCCCCAUCAGGUCAUAGUUGGGUCUUUGACAGGCUUAAUUCUAGGAGUAAUUUUGAGCCGUAGGGUUCCUGAACAUCGGCCUUUACGGUUCUAUGUGUGCUGCAGUUUGGGCCUGCUCAUUGGUACUCUGCUGUUCCACACAGCGCUAGGGCAGCUGGGGAUCAACCUAUCAUGGUCCAUUUCAUUGGCUAAGAAGUGGUGCUCCCAUCCUGAGUGGAUUCGGCUGGACACUGCCCCCUUCUCUUCACUCACACGCGACUGUGGUGCCAUUCUGGGUUUAGGCCUGGCCCAGCAUUGGAAGCCCGAAGGAUGGACUCUCCCCUGGGCCCCCAGAGCUCUGUGCCUGGCCCUCUCCUCCAUGGCUCUCUAUCAUGUCAACCGCUUGCCACUUCCCAUCCAGCCACAGCCUCUCUUCUACGGCCUCUUCUUUCUCAAAUUCAUCAUAGUGCCCCAGGUGGUCAUGGUCUUUAUACCUGGGUUGGUGCAACUGCUGACUGCCAAAAAAAAGAAGGAUUGAAAAUGAACCUCUGAGGACAAACUUGUAUUUUCAUGGACACUCCUAAAAAAGGUAGAUAAACAUGGACUUUAAAGACAGAACAGUAUUAAGUUAUUUUGAAUGACUUUCCUCCAGUGCAUCUAUUGAUGCAUUUGGGAAUUAAAUCUAUGCAUUGUAUGAUUCCUCUUCAUAUUGAAUACCACUCAUUGUAUUGCCUUCUUUGUAAAUCUUAUCAAAUGGGUAAAGUGUUUGUGGUAGUGUCGGAUUAAAACAGUGCCAUCAUCUGGUCAAACCAAGGGAAUUAUUUUAGUCAUUGUACUAUUCGAUGCUUGUAGAUAACAAAAAAGCUUACUCCAAGUGCUUUUAGUUUACAUAUGCUGUUAAAUUGCAUUAUUAACUUCAAAAGUAAAUAAAAUAACUGACAUGCCGGACAUGUUGAUAGCCAUUUAUAAAUAUGUUAUUCUUCAAUACAUAGGUCGACUGUACAGAUUACAAUGUCAUCAUGGAAUAGAAACACAUUCUUUUUAUUAUUGUUUUCAAUUAAACUUUUUAUCACAGCGCUCUGAAAGCCCACAUGUACAGACAAGAGAACUCUGCUUAGCAAGCAAAUACAUUAAAACAAAAUAAAAAAUAGAAAACUUCAGUUUGUCGGCGUCUGUCAAAUGAGAUUGAAGGAAAUGGAUAAGGAACAUUUCAGGACAACUGUCUUCCUACUGUUAUCCCAUACCCCAACUGAGUAUCACCAGAAUCAGGACACUAUACAUACCAGAUGGGUUUUUGUUAGAGCUCAAUUAAAUCAUAGUACAUGCAUUAGGCUAUAUACAGCAAACUCAUUUACAUCAAACAAAUACCCUAGGUUCUCAAGGGUAAUGCUUCUGAAAGAAUAUUACAAUUCAUACAUUUGAUUGAAUAAAUAACUGUUAGAUACCUCUCAAUAACAUAUAUAACUGGGGGAGUCACACAGGGUCUCUGCAGACUGUUCUCCAAUCAGGGCAGGGCUAUUCUGUUCUCCAAUCAGGACAGGGCUUUUCUGUGAUGAGGACAGAGCAGUGCAGUUCACUGGCAACACUAUGGCCUACCUCGCUUUACUAUGUCCAAAGUAAAUCCCGCCUGUCUGUAUGUCUGUCUGUCUGUCUGUGUGCCUUGUGUAACUCCAUGAGUUGCAGUGUGGGUUGGGAACAAUUUUAUUAAACUCCCUUUUAACAGCUAACUCACUCUGCCUCUCAGUUCAGCACUCUAAACCCACUCCGUCGGCAAAUAUAAAAAUAUGUUUGUGGUGAAUGGAUCCUUUGUAGGAGAUUAUUUUGGACAUAAUUGCACAAAUUAGACAGUUUGUUUUCUUGCAUGAAUAUGUUUGAGGAUGGAACAAUGGUUCUGAGAAAGAGACUGCUGGUCUAACAUCAUAAAAGACGUUUGGAAAAGACCUGCCUUUGAGAGAAUCUGGAGUUGGGUUGAGUGCGAUAUUUCAGACGGUAUAUACAGCCAAUACAAGUUGUGCUAUAUAGUACAUACUAUACAUCUCUAUAUAUUUAAAAACAAUGUUCUUUAUGUUAUGAUUCAUUUCUACUUCCUUUUCCUUCAAACAAUAGUAAUCCUUUAUCAAAUGUCCAUUGUAGGCCCAUCUGACCUACACACAUCCACUUACUGUAAUCUAAAUUCAAAGUCAGUCAUAACAAUAAAAUAAUUAAAUACGUAAAGUGCACCUUUAGUUAAGAACUUCACAGGCAGUAGUGCAGAAAGGGUUGAAUAAUACAAAAUUAAAAUAUAAAAGAAAGGAGAGAUACCCAAUUCAGUUUAAAUACUUCACAUUGUCUUCAAAUAAUACAUCUGUACUCUGACAUUACCUCUCCAUAGUGGUAAAUGCAAGAGGACCUCCUAACUUUGGCGCUUACGUGACCUUCACUGCUAGCUAUGUAAUUUAAACCUGAAUAUUAAAAACAAACAAAAAACAAUAUGGAUUAUCCAUCAACAAAUUAUA